Molecule: messenger RNA, 4971 nt
Organism: Ceraceosorus guamensis
Lineage: Eukaryota; Fungi; Basidiomycota; Exobasidiomycetes; Ceraceosorales; Ceraceosoraceae
Exons: 3
Coding region: 281-4792 (1503 amino acids)
Source: RefSeq, a predicted model, not a curated record
GAGCCAUGCGCUCUUGACUCUGACUCAGACUCACGCUCACGCUCAACUAAAUUCCACGCUACGCAUCUUUUGGUGAGGUCCGGCUCCAAGUGCCAGCACACCCAUCGUCUACAUCCGCCCAUUCCCUCUCAACGCCUCGAGAGGUUGCCGAGAUAAUCUUGCGGUCACCUGGGCAUCACGAGUCUGGCCGAGCCAAGGCUUGUUCCGACAUCUCUAGAGGGCUGACCUCCGCGGCGUAGCUCAAAACAGCCCUUCGAACCUUCGCGUGACUCAUCGAUUGAUGAGUCAUCUUCCAACAGCCUCGUCCGAGGCUUCGACGAGCGUGGCAAUGACGCCAAUAAGCAGUAGCACGCUGGAAGGCCUCUUACCGAGCCGUAAUAAAGCUUCUGCUAUCGCGAGCAGCUCGCGCGUGACAUUGGAUCAGCUAAGAGCGGAGCACGUUGCAGAGCAUCAGCGUCAGAUCGCUGGAGUCAGGGAAGCGCAUGCUGCAGACCUUCGAGAACUGCACUUCAUGUUGACGAAAAUCAAUCGACUUGACGAGGACGGGUCUCCCGCUCAUCCGCCAAGUGCAGCAGAAUAUCCGAUACAGAGUGGCAGCGAGUCCUUCUUCGCUCUGUGGGAGCUCGACAAGACUAGCAAGAGCAUCAUGGAGCUGCAACUUCCCGUCAUGCCCAGCGCGCCCCUUUCGCUUUCGCUGCCUGUCAAGCUCGAGCCCUUGCGCGCUCAAAAAAGUGUAACAAGAGAGAAUACGUCGACGACACCUUCCACGCAGACUGCAACACCCCAACGUACACCGUCUGGCGGCACGAAAACAUCAGCCAGUCCAAAGAAGCCUGCUCAACCAAAGAGCGCACCUUUUGUCCCUCCCGCUUCAGUUCCUCCCCCUUCACCGAAGAAAGUUGCCGCAUCGCCUGUCAAAGAGCCUCUGGGCUCUACACUGAUCCUCCCGUCCAACACAAACACCCCGGCUAGUCAUGGCGCUGCGACGACACCCACACGAGCAGGUGCUGCACUCCCCCAGAGUGGCAGCAUCAGCGCUACCGCACAGACUUCCGCCACUCAAGGUACUCAAGCAUCUGAAUCUCUCAAUUCGCAGGGUGGUGAAGAGGAUGCCACGCAAUCCACGAGCGUCACGGUGCCAAGCGUGGGGUUGGGCUCCCAGACUACAGUGAUCCCGUCGCAGCCGCCGCCCAAGUCAGAUCCCUCGGCGGCGCUUCUCGCGGCUGGGCGAGGCCUGCUGGAGGAGCAGAUGCAAGAGGACACUCUAUCGGGAGACUUACUGCCACUGCAUCCGACUUUGCAGCAACUAGCACCGAAUCCGCUAUCCAUUACCUACGCUUCCUCACUUCGCCCAUUACCUCCGGAUCCUUUCCGACGAUAUACAGGCCAAGGGAUUUCGGGAGGUCAGAUUCACCACAAGGGUGCCAAGAAGGCGGUGCAGCUUCCUCAAACUCGUCAGGGAGUGCCUCCACCCUCUGGGCCGGCAGGAGCAGGACCUGCUGAUCUGUGGCAAUGGGCUGUGCGAGCGAGAGCGAGCCCGUGUGCUGGGCUGGUAGGAAAAGCGGACAAGUGCUUGAUGACGACGGACUGGCGCGCCGCUUUUUCAGAGCAGCGCUUCAUUCGCGCAAUGACGCGCAUCGAGAAGCUCAAGACGCGCGGCGAGUGGAGCUUCCGCCAACCGAAGAAGCAGAAAGGACCGCACAUUCGCAAAGCGCACUGGGAUCACUUGCUAGAAGAGAUGCGCUGGAUGCAGACAGACUUUCGAGAAGAGAGGCGCUGGAAGACUGCAGUUGCUUUUCAUUUGGCUCAUGCAGUCAAGGCGUGGCAUCAGGCGAGGACACCUGCUGCUAGAAAGGCAAUGUGCAUAUCUCGAAGUCCGAUCGCACGUCUGUCGACGCCCUCUGAGGAUGUUGAGUUCACCGACGUCCAGAAUACAGCGCAGCAGGUCAAGCGAGAGCGCGACGAACAGGACGUUGAGAUGGAGAUCACCGAUGUCAGGCCCCACAAGGAACCCAAGGUCAAGUCAGAGCCUGGGCUUGGACAAUCUGGGGAGGGUUCUGUUGAAGUAUCCACUGCUGAUGCGCGCCGAGAGGAAGACGCGGACGCCGAGGGCGAGGAGGAUGCUGAUGCUGAAGGUGAAGAUGAUGACGCAGAGGCGGAUGCAGACGCAGAUGCAGAUGCUGAGGCAGACGACGUCGACCGAUCACUGGCCUUGGAGCUCGAUCGCGAGCGCGACUCGAAGUCGGAUUUGCCUCCGGUGACUUUCGUCAAGGAGCCGCUGGCCCCUCAAGGACCUCAGCCUGCCCUCAGCGCUUCAGAAGCUGUGCAGGCCAACAGCAACAGUCAAGCAGACGGGGUCAUGGGCGUGCGCAGUGACGUCGCGCUUCGCGACACCACGUUGGCCGAGGCUUUGCCGCCGAACCUUGCAUCUCUGGCACGCGGUCCCGUCUUCUCGUUGGACGUGGGAGCAACCACGAUCUCGGCAAGUGCAAUCGUUCAGGAGCUGGACAAGCAAGUUGCUGCCACGGCGUUGGGCUUGGAAGUGGAAGAUUUGCCAUCUGACAUAGACAUCGAUCAGAUCACCGUAUCGAGCUUGUUUCCCGAGCUACCUCUGUACGACGCCCCCGCCGAGCCGGACGAGUCCGGCAAAAAUGAUCGUCGCUGGGAUGAUGGGAGUCUUAAUGCGCCACCUCGCCUCACUCACGUCAGUCGAUUGCUGGACUCUAAGCCGUUGCUCGUUACUACCCUGCAGCCCUCGAAAAAUCGUGCGAUGGGCAGAUGGCGUGAAGACAGCGAUUGGAUGAUCGCGUCCUCACUUGCAGAUCCAAAUAAGGGCGUGGUUCCGGAACUUGUCGAUAUCCCAUUGCAACCAGGCUCGUUCAUAUUUGCACGCAAAAGCAACAAGGCUUCUCGCGAGAUUGCGAACGUUGGCGGAACUCCAGCGGCACCCAGCAAUGCGGAUUCUCGAGCUGCGCUUUUCAUGUGGAGCAACGAGGAAGACGAGUAUCUUGCAGCGCUCGUCCGGCAGUACGGCACGCAUUGGCUGCUGAUUUCGGACUUGUUCAACUCCACACGCCUUGCUGUACCAACGGAUAAGCGCGAAGCGUGGGACUGCUACGAUCGCUGGCAGCGGCUGCAGAAGGCUGCUGAUGAAGGCAAGACGCUUCCGCCGACUCCGGUGUUACCCGCAUCUGCGGAGAUAAGCGCAUCGAGCAGCGAGUCCGGGCCAGGCUCCUCAACGUCUUUCGCGAUGAAGCGCGACAAGAUCAAGGCGAAGCUGGGACAGAAGUAUGACGGGUCGCGAAGGAAGAUGCGCCAAGGCAACAUUGGAGACGUCAUGCGCAAGUGUGCUAGGAAGCGCGACGCCCUCGCGAAGCCCAAGGCGGACCAAGCGGCUCAGCGCAAAGUCAAUUUGAACAUGCACGAAACCCACUCUCAGUUUAAGCCUGGCAGAGUUCUCACUCCUCAGGAGCUGAGCAACGCCAAGGCUGACAGGGACGAACAGAAUCUUCGCCAGUACUAUGCAAUGCAGCAGCACCGGGAAAGAGAGCGACUGCAAGCCCAGCAAGCGGCAAUGGCAGCCUCCAAUCAACAGCAACAAGCUGUCCAGCAGCAGCAACAGACGCAGCAACAGCAACAAGCACGUGGAGUUCCUCGACAGUCACAAGGGCCACCGUCUUCGCAGCCUCCGACCCAACAAGUUCAGCUUGCAGCGCCAGGCCAGCAGCAGCAACAGCAACCCAACGCUGGCAGUCCCAAUGGUCGAGCUACCCCUCAACAGCAAACGCAGGCCGCACGUGCGCAGCAGCAGCAGCGUCUCAGCCUCUCACAGCAGGUACAACAGGCUCAUAUGCAGCAACAGCAGCAGCAGCAGUCACAGCAGGGAGCGCAGCAAGCGCCUGGUGGCCGGCCCUCUACGCCGCAGGGUGUGCGACCACCCCCACACAGCGUUGCGACCCCGAUGAGUGGUGCGACGUCGCUGGCUCAGAACGUGAGCGCGCCUCAGUUCCGACCGCCGAACAUGCAAGGUCAACCACUUGUUCAGCCACAGCAGCAGCAGCACUUUGGUUCUGCAGCGGGUACUCAGUCGCCCGUCACGGUUAGACCACCCAACAACGGUCAAGGUCAAGCGCCGCAACCACUGCCUAGCCAGCUGGCGUCUUUGCAGGCCAGUCUGACACAGAGCUUGACAAGUUCAUCGUCGAAUUUCACGCAGGAGCAGAUACAAAAUCUCGCUCAGCAGCUCUGGCGACAAUCCCAAGCUCAGCAACAGCAGCAACAGCAGCAGCAGCAGCAGCAGCAAGCAGCGCUGCAAGCUCAGCUCGCCUCGUUCCAGCAACAGCAGCAGCAAAUGGGUCAAGGACAGCUGCCUCAGCAGCCGCAGCCGCAGCAGCAAACGCAGCAGCAACAACAGCAGCAAGCCCCGAUGCAGAUGCAGGGGCAGUCGCAACCUCAGCAACAGACUCAGCAAUCGGCGCAACUGGCGCCAGCCAAUGCGCAAACCGCGCAGCGGCCACCACAGCACGUGCGACCUGGCGGCGGGGUGCAGCGACCAGUUCAGCAGGGACAGCAGGUCAGACCAUCGGGGCCUGGCAAUUCUCAGGCCAAUACGGGUGUGCCUCGACCUCAACGACCACCGCAAAACGCUUCUAAGCCUGCAUCAGGUGGACAAGCCGUGAGACCCGGUUCAAAGUCAGCAGCAAGACCUGCCUCUGGAGCUGCCCAACCAAGGCCGCCGCAACAGAAUCCUCGCCCUGCCGCUAACGUGCCAACUCCUAGGCCGAAUCCAUGAACUUGGGUGGAGAGCCGAGGAUAUAUAUGGGAAGCCAAGCUACCAUAAAGUAGCACGUACAUCCGCAGAUGACAAUCGUGAUUACGUCAAUCACUUUGAGCAUGGAAGUCUGUGUAUUACGUUGCGCCUGAGUAUGCUGAGACGCUUCGAAGAGCCCUCGCCCUUCGUCUGCUUCCCCG